Cooperia oncophora is the source of this 672-nucleotide messenger RNA. NCBI's taxonomy places the organism in Eukaryota, Metazoa, Nematoda, Chromadorea, Rhabditida, Trichostrongylidae. The record is from the annotation of a GenBank genome assembly.
AUGCCACCUACUCAUCUGGUUGAUGAAGAUUUUCUGAAGUACGCCAUGGAGUCGUACGUUGCUGAUGUUAAUGAAGAUGCCAACAAGACGACUAUCAUUUUUACGUUAACCGAAAAACCUGGAGCUCUCGCUGAGACCCUUAAAGUAUUCCAGGCUCAUGAGGUUAAUCUCUCCCACAUCGAAUCACGGCCUUCGAAAACACAUUCAGGGAUGCUACGAAAUCCUAGUGGAAUGUACGGAGGAUUCCGAUCAACACAAAAUCGAAGAGCCUCAUCCAAAAUUGUUCAAAGAAAAAAAGGAGAUGACCUGAUGGUACACGAUUGGAAUGCACGUAACAAGCAGAAUAAAGUACCUACCUCUGGGACUCCCAGUCGGACCAUCAUUCUGACCGAACUUCCAGAAAUACUGAGAUUAUGCAGCGAUAGGGAGAUCUUCGACCAACCGUUAAUGCAUUUGGAGCGGAAAAAACGGGCAGCUGCCGAGAAACGAUCCCAACUACGACCGACCCCUCCCCUCCUUUGGCAUGGGACCAACAAACGAAAGCCACGAUCAAAUCACACAAUGUUACCGUAUACAGAUUCUAUCCCAUGGUUUCCACGCCGAAUCAAGGACAUCGACCAGUUCGCAAAUCGAAUUUUGAGCUAUGGAGCCGAGCUGGAUUCUGAUCAUCCG